UUUUCACAGGAGGAAUACAACAUGAGGAUACUUUUACUUCUAGCUGCCAUAGCUGCAGUAUCACAGGCCCAGACUGACUGCUCUUGGGGGGCUUGUUACCCCCCCAGCAAUGACCUGCUCCUUGGCAGGUCUCACCAGCUCCACACCUCCUCCACCUGCGGCCUCACCGGCUCCGAGGUCUACUGCACCCCAUAUCAACUGAGGAGGAUGAAGUGUUGUCCAUGUGACUCCAGGAACCCAAAUGGUCAGCUGGCCCACACCAUCCAGGAAGUGCUGUCCACAUCUGCACCAGACAGAUGGUGGCAGUCCAAGAAAGAGGUGAGUCCAGUCACUCUGGAGUUGGACCUGGGCAACCUGUUCCAACUUGACAACCUGGUGCUCAGCUUCAAGGGUCCACGUCCCAGCGCCUUGGUCAUAGAGAGGACGCUGGACAACGGCAGGACGUGGGAGCCCGCCCUCCACCUGGCCACAGACUGUCGCAGAGCAUUUCCCAGAGUCCCCACAGCUACACCUCUCACCCUGGAGGACACGUACUGCUACACACUGCCCCCUAUUGGAACAAACCCCUACCAGGAUCACACAAUCGAGUUCAGUCCUCUGCGUCAGUACGCUUAUGUCCCAACUCCCAACAGCCAGAAGAUUGAAAAUGUGUCGGGGUUAACGGGGCUCAGGGUGAGGCUGACAGAGCUGGGUGAUGUUCCACGUCUGCCGGGCAGAUCUCUCAGUCGCUUUUAUGCUCUGAAGGAGAUGAGGGUGAUGGGCAGCUGCAUGUGCCAUGGACAUGCCAACCGAUGUCUGCCAGAAACCCACAACUCCCCUCUGUCCAACACCAUACAGGUGAAUCCACAGUGCGACUGUCAGCACAACACAGCAGGUAUGAACUGUGAGCGCUGUGCUGAGCUCUACAACGAUCUGCCCUGGAGACCCGCAGAGGAGGGCAACACCCACACUUGCCAACGCUGUGAGUGCAACAACCACGCCCAGCGCUGCCGCUUUGACCAGGCGGUGUACGAGGCCAGUGGGCGGAGGAGUGGAGGUGUCUGCGAGGGUUGUAUGCACCACACAACAGGGCCGAAGUGUGACCAGUGUGCCCCUGGUUACCAGCCAAACCCCCGCAGCCGAAUGGACCGUCCUGAUGCCUGCAUACGUUGCGUCUGCAGCGCUGAGGGAACGGUUAACGGGGGCCGGUGUGACGACAGCACAGGCCAGUGUCAGUGUAAGGUGAACGUUGAGGGGCCCCGCUGUGACCGGUGUAAGAGAGGCUACUAUGGCCUGACCGAAUCCAACCCUCUGGGCUGCACCAAGUGCUCCUGUUCUUCAGACGGCUCUCUGUCAGAUGUUUGUGACCCGGUGACCGGACAGUGUCCCUGUCGCCCCCACUUCCACGGCCUGACCUGUGAAGUGUGUUCAGGAGGCUACUGGAAACCAUUCCUGUCCGGACGCUGCCAACCCUGCGGCUGUGACCCCACCAGGUCAUACAGUGACACCUGUGACCAGGUGACAGGUCAGUGUCAGUGCAGACCAGGAUUUGGAGGCCGAACCUGUACCGAGUGCCCAAAGAACACGUACGGAGACCCACUCAUAGGCUGCCGAUCGUGUCGCUGUGACACUGAGGGAACCCUCCCAGAGGUCUGUGACCAGCAGACAGGAGCCUGUUUGUGUCGGCCAGGCGUCACCGGGACUCGCUGUGAUGCCUGCAGUCGAGGACGCUGUGACUCUUUCCCCACCUGCGAUACAUGUCCGUCCUGCUUCUUCAGUCUGGACGCACAGAGACAGAACCUGAGCUUGACUCUGGAGAAACUCUCCACCCCCUUCCCUUCUCCAGGUGUUCCAGAUCUUGGAAAAUUUGGGCCUCGCAUCUGGAGCCUGGAAGCCAGCCUGAAGCAGAUCCAGGGCUCCAUCCUCCUUCCACCAACCUCUGCCACACAGAUUGAUGAUGCUCUGUCCCAGCUGGACAAGCUGAGGGACCAGGUGGACAAGGUUAAUGAUGACCUUUCACCACUGCCAAGAACUCCUGGUCUGGACUCGGAUCUGGACAAACUGCGGGCUCUGCUGGACGGACUCACUGUGUCAUUCAAAGCCAAGAAGGAUGCCUUGGAGAACUCUAUCAGUCCGGACAGUGCAGGAGCAUUUUCCACCAUCAAGAACGCCUUCAGCGAGUCCACGGACGCGGCCAAGAAAGUGGAUGAAAGCAGGAACACGGUGAGGGAGUCAGUCGACACCAGAGAGGGAACUAAGGACCUUCAGAACCAAGUGCAGCCAGGCAACACCAGAGACCUGGACAAACUGAACCAGAACAUGGCCUCCAGACCUGACCUCACACCUGUCGCCAAACAGGUGUGUGGCAGUGUUCGCUCUGAGCCCUGCACCCCUCUGCAGUGUGACGGCAGAGAUCUGUGUCCACCGAAGGGAACCCCCACAUGUGAGAAGGGUGCAAAGUGUGUGGGCGCGCUGCCUCUGGGCAAGAGGGCCGACGCUGACUCCAAGGAUGUGAAGGACCGACUGGAAAAACUCAGUGACAAGAUCACAGAGGCUGCAGAGAAGCUCCAGGAAACACAGGACACAACCAAUGAGGUGAGACAGUCUGCAGAGAAGCUGUCCAAUAAGAUGAAGCAGACCAGAGACGAGCUAGAGGACGACUUACAAGAUGCACGAGAUGUCGUCAAAGAGCUCAAGGACUUCCUGUCAGACCCGGCCUCAAACCUGACCCACAUCCAGGAGGUGAGUGACUGGAUCCUGAAAGCCAAGCUGCCUCCCAACAUGGCCGCUCUGAAGAAGAAGCUGGACGAGCUGAAGAACCUGGCAGGCAAUCUCCCAGACAGCACGGCCGUUCUGAAGGAGGCCAAGCCGCAGCUGGACACAGCCAGGAAGCUGCUGCAGGAGGCCCAGGACGCCAGGGACACAGCACUGGGAGUAAAGGCCGAUGUGGACGGGCUGCUGGAGGGCUUUGGCUCGACGGAGGGCUCCCUCUCUGACCUGGAAGACAAACUGGAGGACAGUAUGGAUCUAAUGGACAAACUGAACAACACCCUGACUAAGGCCAAGGACCAGCUGACCCCAGCAGAGAAGGCUCUGGAUGAGGUAUCAGAGCAGAUGAAGCCGAUGAAGCCCCUGCUGGACGAGCUCAAAGACCUGCUGCAGAAUGGAGGCCAGCAGGCCCAGGAGGCUCAGGAAAAUGCAGGCAAAGCUGAAGAUGAAGCAACUGCUGCAAGUGAGGACCUGGUGUCUUUGGAGGAACAGCUGGAUCGUCUUAAAGAUCAGGCUCCACCCAGCGAGUCUGGUGGAAUAGACGGGUCGGUGGGCGAGCGGCUGGCGAAGCUGCAGCAGGACGCUGGAGCUCUGGGCAACACCACUGACAACAUGAUGAAGGCUCUGGAAGGUAAGGCAGAUUCCCUGGGGAAGCUUCAGACUGAGAUCCUCCAGAAGUCAACAAAGCUUGAAGGACUUGAUGCCAAGCUUAAAGACCUUUUGUCAAAACUUCGAAAGAAAGCCCACGACCUGAGCACCUGCCAGGGCUGAGCGUUACUUAGCUGCAGCUGCCGUCACUGCAGUGCUUCACACUCACACCCUCCACUGUCGGAAACAGUCUCUAACCCUGGAACACUGCUACAACUCUUCUUGAUAACACUACGCCUCAUCUCUGGUUGUCAAAGAAUUGUGGGGAAUGUAGGAAACCACUGUCUGGGGUUGAAGAAGAGAGAAGGGAGAUAUAAAUGACUGCUCUUGUUUAUGUCCUGCAUUCACGAUCAGUGUAAGCGACAAGGGGCCAUUCAUAUCAAUAUGUGGUCAAAAGAUAGAUAUUUGAAUUUCCUAGUAUCAUUUUCAUCAUUUACAUUUUAUAUAAUAUAAAAGUCUCAAGUUUCUGACUUUUUGGCAGCAACACUAACUUUUAUCAUUUUUAUACACUCCACUGUGAAGACUGCACCACAGUUAUUAUAUUUUUCUGAACUAUUUUGUGUUGUAUCUGUUG
Molecule: messenger RNA, 3970 nt
Organism: Seriola dumerili (greater amberjack)
Lineage: Eukaryota; Metazoa; Chordata; Actinopteri; Carangiformes; Carangidae
Gene: lamb3
Product: laminin subunit beta 3
Exons: 22
Coding region: 22-3519 (1165 amino acids)
Biological process (GO): axon guidance
Cellular component (GO): basement membrane
Source: RefSeq, a predicted model, not a curated record